This is a messenger RNA of Cavia porcellus (domestic guinea pig), 2486 nucleotides long. It is a transcript of the gene Papss1, whose product is annotated as 3'-phosphoadenosine 5'-phosphosulfate synthase 1. Gene Ontology annotation, molecular function: sulfate adenylyltransferase (ATP) activity; adenylylsulfate kinase activity; ATP binding. The record is from RefSeq and is a predicted model, not a curated record. Gene Ontology annotation, biological process: sulfate assimilation; 3'-phosphoadenosine 5'-phosphosulfate biosynthetic process. The transcript has 12 exons. The coding region runs from base 229 to 2040 and encodes 603 amino acids. NCBI's taxonomy places the organism in Eukaryota, Metazoa, Chordata, Mammalia, Rodentia, Caviidae.
UGUGGCACAGAAGUAGCAGAGCGAGGGACAGCCCUGCAUUCCUGCACCGUCUCCUGCCCUGGCUCCUAGGCUGGAGGCUGAGUCUCAACUUGGGACAGGAACAGGGAGCGGAGAGCCAGUAUCCCAGCACCAGGAGAGCUGGCCCUGGCCGGAGCCUGCAGCCCAGACUCCACCUUGGUGCCGGUGCAAAACCGGCUCCUCCAGCCACUGUGUCCAGGCCACGAGGGGAUGCAGAGAGCAACUAAUGUCACGUACCAAGCCCACCAUGUCAGCAGGAACAAGCGGGGUCAGGUGGUAGGCACGCGCGGUGGCUUCCGAGGGUGCACGGUUUGGCUGACAGGCUUGUCAGGGGCAGGGAAGACCACAGUGAGCAUGGCCCUGGAGGAGCACCUGGUCUGCCACGGCAUCCCGUGCUACACCCUGGAUGGUGACAACAUUCGCCAAGGGCUCAACAAGAACCUGGGCUUCAGCCCCGAAGACCGGGAGGAGAACGUGCGGCGCAUUGCUGAGGUGGCCAAGCUGUUCGCGGAUGCGGGCUUGGUGUGCAUCACCAGCUUCAUCUCGCCAUACACACAGGACCGUAACAACGCCCGGCAGAUCCACGAGGGCGCCAGCUUGCCGUUUUUUGAAGUGUUCGUCGAUGCCCCUCUGCACGUUUGCGAACAGAGGGAUGUCAAAGGGCUCUACAAGAAGGCGCGAGCCGGAGAAAUUAAAGGUUUCACUGGCAUUGAUUCGGAGUACGAGAAGCCGGAGGCCCCGGAGCUGGUGCUGAAGACGGACGCCUGCGACGUGAACGACUGCGUGCAGCAAGUGGUGGAGCUGCUGCAGGAGCGGGACAUCGUUCCCGUGGAUGCCUCUUAUGAAGUGAAGGAGCUUUACGUGCCAGAGAACAAGUUGCACUUGGCGAAAACCGACGCGGAGUCAUUGCCAGCGCUGCAGAUUAACAAGGUGGACAUGCAGUGGGUGCAGGUGCUGGCCGAGGGCUGGGCCACCCCGCUGGGUGGCUUCAUGAGGGAGCGCGAGUACCUGCAGUGCCUUCACUUCGACUGUCUCCUGGACGGUGGUGUCAUUAACUUGUCAGUGCCUAUCGUCCUGACGGCCACUGAGGAGGACAAGGAGCGACUGGAUGGCUGCACAGCCUUUGCGCUGAUAUAUGAGGGCCGGCGCGUGGCCAUUCUUCGCAACCCGGAGUUUUUCGAGCACCGGAAGGAGGAGCGCUGCGCCCGACAGUGGGGGACUACCUGCAAGAGCCACCCCUACAUCAAGAUGGUUAUGGAACAGGGAGACUGGCUGAUCGGCGGGGACCUUCAGGUCCUGGACCGGAUCUACUGGAACGAUGGUCUCGAUCAGUAUCGCCUCACUCCCACUGAGCUCAAGCAGAAGUUUAAAGACAUGAACGCCGAUGCUGUCUUUGCGUUCCAGUUGCGCAACCCCGUGCACAACGGCCACGCGCUGCUGAUGCAGGACACACACCGGCAGCUGCUGGAGCGCGGCUACCGGCGGCCCGUGCUCCUGCUGCACCCGCUGGGAGGCUGGACCAAGGACGAUGACGUCCCCCUGAUGUGGCGCAUGAAGCAGCACGCUGCGGUGCUGGAGGAGGGGAUCCUGAACCCCGAGUCCACCGUGGUGGCCAUCUUCCCCUCCCCCAUGAUGUACGCCGGGCCCACCGAGGUCCAGUGGCACUGCAGAGCGCGGAUGGUGGCAGGGGCCAAUUUUUACAUCGUCGGUCGAGAUCCGGCUGGCAUGCCGCACCCAGAGACGGGGAAGGACCUCUAUGAGCCCACCCACGGCGCCAAGGUGCUGACCAUGGCCCCUGGCCUCAUCACCCUGGAGAUCGUGCCCUUCCGGGUGGCAGCAUACAACAAGAGGAAAAAGCGAAUGGACUACUACGACGCCGAACACCACGAGGACUUCGAGUUCAUCUCGGGCACGCGCAUGCGCAGGCUGGCGCGCGAGGGCCAGAAGCCGCCCGAGGGCUUCAUGGCGCCCACAGCCUGGGCGGUGCUGGCCGAGUACUACAAGGCGCUGGAGAAGGCGUGAGCGCGUGAAGACGCGGACCCGGGACCCGGGACCCAGGGGACCCCGCCACUCCCGGAGGCCGCCCGCUGCUUCUAACGUCGCUGUCCGCUCUGUGCUCACUGACCCUGCCAGCGGCUGGGCAGCCGCUUCUGUAUCGUGUUCCUGCUUCUGUCUCCCGGUGUCUGCCGGCCGUCACCUUAGUGAGUGGUAGCCAGUAAUACGGCCUCACUUUCUCCUCCCUUAAAGAAAAUUGCUAAACAGUAACCGUGGCUAGACCUUGUCUUGGAAAUUUUGCAAGACAGCUGUAGUGGUGAGAUGUUUUUUCCUACCUUGAAAAUGUUAACCGCUUCCUCUCUUUCUUGUUCACUGUUGAUCUUUCUAGCAGUUACAAAAUCUAAAACAUUCUUGAGACGAGGGUAAGCUCUGAACAGACUUCUUUAUUCAAUAAAACUACAUUUUUUGUCUUA